Messenger RNA from Pyricularia grisea, 402 nucleotides. RefSeq lists its product as uncharacterized. The record is from RefSeq and is a predicted model, not a curated record. Bases 1 to 402 code for a protein of 133 amino acids. The transcript has 2 exons. NCBI's taxonomy places the organism in Eukaryota, Fungi, Ascomycota, Sordariomycetes, Magnaporthales, Pyriculariaceae.
AUGCCUCGACGUACACAAGGCCAAGUGCCGGCUGCACAGAUUCCCCUACCUCAACGGGACUACCAGGAGCUACACCGGCGUGUGGAGGAGGCCGAAGACGCUUUCAGGAACUGCAGCGACAUCUGGUGGCUCCACCCGGCCGAGUUUGACGAGAUGAGGAGGCUGCUGGACGAAUGCAAGCUGCUCAUCGAGUCCGAGCAGGUGGGCAACCUGCUACCCGCGCCAAGGAACAAGGAAGAAGCGCAACGCCUCAAAGCCCAGCGGGUGACUAUGGUGUACGACAGGCUCGCGCUCGUUUGGCGGCUGCUGGAGUUCUUGCCUCUCACUAUCAGAUUGCGUCGACCGUGGAGUUCAGAGUGCCAAAAGGAUAUGGAUUAUCCGUUACCCUGGAUACUUGAUUAG